AUGAGUGCAUCGCGCCCACUCCGCUCUUUCUUCAGCCCAUCUCUUCGCAGCUCGUCCAAGAUAUAUCAGGAUCUCCGGUCCGUGCGCUUGUCAAGCCUGCCCUUGUUCGAUCGCGACCAUCUCUUCCGUAGGAUGGCGAGUACGGAUGCACCGGCCCAGCGUAGGACGCAAGACGCGGCCGCGAAACCCCACAUCGGUGUCAUUGGAGCCGGGCUCGCAGGGCUCCGUUGCGCAGACAUCUUGUUGCAAUGCGGGUUUGAAGUCACCGUUGUUGAAGGUCGAGACCGGGUCGGCGGUCGGCUGCAUCAGCAGCUUCUGCCCAACGGCCACUUCGUGGAUCUCGGCCCAAACUGGAUCCACGGCACUCAGGACAAUCCCAUACUGGACUUGGUCAAGCAGACCGGGACGGCGGUGGGUAGCUGGGACACAAGAUCGUAUGUGUUUGACGAGUCUGGAAGUCUCUUUCAUGUCGACGAGGGAGAAGAGUACUCCACCAUGAUGUGGGACAUCAUCCAAGAGGCGUUCAAACACUCCAACAAGUCCUGUGCCAGCAUCGGCAGUAACGAGAGCCUCGCGGAUUUCUUCCAGGCAAAAAUCGCCGAAAAGAUACCCGACACGGAGAGUGACUUUUCCAGGAAAAGAGCCGUGCUGUGGCAAAUGUCGAGGAUGUGGGGGGCCUUUGUUGGCAGCCCCAUAGCACGACAGAGCCUCAAGUACUUCUGGCUCGAGGAAUGCAUCGAGGGCGAAAACUUGUUUUGCGCCGGCACGUACAAGAAAGUUCUUGAGCUCGUCGCCCAGCCUGCUCUCGCCGAUGCGAAGAUCCUGUUCAACUCCAAGGUGACCAGAGUAUCCCGCCGAGACGGAGACCAAGACCGAGUCAUCGUUGAAAUCGAGAGUGGGCGAGCCCUGCAUUUCGACGAGGUUGUCGUGACGUGUCCCCUCGGAUGGCUGCAGAAGAAUCUAUCCGCGUUUGAGCCGCCGCUGCCUCCUCGCCUUGCUCGAGCGGUGACUUCAAUCGGCUAUGGCUGCCUAGAGAAGGUAUACAUAAGUUUCCCCCGGGCCUUCUGGCUGUCCCAAGGGGAUGACGACCGCAAGGUCCAGGGUUUCGUGCAGUGGCUGUCGCCCAACUACGCGCCGGACUCGAAUCCUAAUCGAUGGAACCAAGAAGUGGUGGAGCUGGCUAGCCUCACUGCCGAGACUUCUCAUCCGACCCUGCUCUUUUACAUGUUUGGCGACCAGUCACGGCUUCUGACUGCUCAGGCCGCUCAAAUCGCGGAGCCUUCUAAGAGGGACCAGUUUCUGUGCGACUUUUUCAAGCCCUACUACUCCCGACUGCCGCAUUACUCGGAGACUUCCCAAGACUGCGUGCCAACGGCCUGCCUCGCCACCGACUGGGUCCAUGACGAGCUGGCUGGUUGUGGCUCGUAUAGCAACUUCCAGGUGGGACUUGAAGAGGGCGACGUUGACAUCACGACGAUGCGAGAGGGGCUCCCAGAUCAGGGCCUGUGGCUGGCAGGCGAGCACACAGCGCCCUUUGUCGCCUUGGGUACAGCCACCGGUGCCUAUUGGAGCGGCGAGUCGGUCGGUCGGAGGAUUGCAGCAGUAUACGGGCGCUCCACCCAGGACCCAAAGGCGUAG
Messenger RNA from Purpureocillium takamizusanense, 1638 nucleotides. RefSeq lists its product as uncharacterized. Lineage: Eukaryota; Fungi; Ascomycota; Sordariomycetes; Hypocreales; Ophiocordycipitaceae. The record is from RefSeq and is a predicted model, not a curated record. Gene Ontology annotation, molecular function: oxidoreductase activity. The transcript has 5 exons. The coding region runs from base 1 to 1638 and encodes 545 amino acids.